Messenger RNA from Lampris incognitus (smalleye Pacific opah), 3948 nucleotides. RefSeq names its product zinc finger protein 90-like. The record is from RefSeq and is a predicted model, not a curated record. NCBI's taxonomy places the organism in Eukaryota, Metazoa, Chordata, Actinopteri, Lampriformes, Lampridae. Gene Ontology annotation, biological process: regulation of transcription by RNA polymerase II. The coding region runs from base 162 to 1556 and encodes 464 amino acids. The transcript is spliced from 4 exons. Gene Ontology annotation, molecular function: RNA polymerase II cis-regulatory region sequence-specific DNA binding; DNA-binding transcription factor activity.
UCACUUCCUGGUUUGCCUCACUUGGCUCGGGAAGGCUGAAUCCCAAAUUAAAGACGGAGGGGCCGACGCGUCAACCCGCACCCGGGCUCGUUUUGAACCUUACAACGUUUUUCUGAGCGCGCACUCUCACGCACGCACGCACGCACGCACACGCAGAGGAAAUGUCCACCACCGUCGCCUUCCACACGCAGCUCGCCUCGAUCAUGGAGGUGCUGGCGAACGCCGCCGUGGCAGAGAUCUGCGAGCUGGUGGAUAACGGCUACGCCGUGCUGCAGCUGGAGAUCUCCCGUAGUCAGAAGGAGAACGAGGCGCUGAGGAGGCGGCUGCGGCUCAUGGAGCUCAAAGUCGCCCGGGCCUCCGCGCUGAGGGCUGCAGGUGUGGGGAGCUCCGGGUUCGGCGGCAGCCGCGUCAGGACGCAGGGCGCUCACCCGAACGCCGAGCCCAAAAGAACGCACAGCGCUGAGGCGCCGCUGCCCAGGGUCACCCGGACCCAGCCUUCCACAGAUACUGGCCAGGAACCCACACAAAGAAAGCCGUCGCCUGCAGCAGACCCUGUGAAGGUCAAACCCCCGGUCAUCAAAGUGGAGACGGACGACGAGACCUGGGAUAACGACGAGCAGGAGAAAACUUUCCAUCCUCCUGCUGAUGAAAAUCGGAGAGAAUCUAGGGUGGAGACUGAAGCUUCUCCCCCAGUGAUGACCAAACAGGAAGUGACGCAGCAGGACAGUGGCAGGGCCUGUGCUUGGACAAGCGGCGAUGUCAGUGGCAGCCCGAAAACCGUCAAGAGACCAGAGGCCAGCGUGGCACUUGCGGAGUCUGUAGGUUUUGACUGUAUGAUGUACAAACCGCAGCUCAAACACGGAGCCCACUCCACCCAGGAGCCCUUAGCGGAAGACCCGGGCUGCUCCUAUUUGCUGAACCCCUGUGUGAGUCUUUCAGGUUCCUCCGACUCGGGCAGCGACUUCCCUUUCGCCAUGGGCGAAGCGACCCAUGCGGUGUCAGAGCACCAGCAGUCCACAGUUUUCCCCGACAGCAGGCAGAUGGCGCCAUUGCUUGCGGACAAACCCCAACUGCCCGCCAGGAAGGAUCCCCUUGCUGCUGCUCCCAACGCCUUCAUCAUGAAGGACGACUGGUUGCCCCAGGACGGUUUCAACAGCGCAACGCAGAACUACAGCAGAGACGACUCCGCUGGGAAAUCCUUCAUCUGCAGUUUCUGCGGAAAGACUCUGGCCUGCCUGAAAAACCUGAAGACGCACAUGAGGGUCCACACAGGCGAGAAGCCGUUCAGCUGUGCACUGUGCGGCAAACGCUUCUCGGACUCCAGCAACCUCAAACGCCACCAGAGCGUGCACACCGGGGAGAAGCGCUACGGCUGCGUGCACUGCGGCAAGCGCUUCGCCCAGUCGGGCUCCCUCAAGGUCCACAUGAGCGUCCACACGGGCUGCAAGCAGUUCCGCUGCGUGCACUGCGGGAAGACCUUCAUCUCCGCAAACCACCUCCGCAGGCACGUCAGCGUGCACAACACCGACAAACAGCUCCCCGGUGCAUCUCAGUAAGGGCCCUCUUCUGGGGUCAAAGGUUAAUGACGUGCCUCAAACAUACCAGGGAUCGGGGGUUUUGUUCCCCCGCCGGGAAAACGUUCGAGACGCUGCGAGGUUCGCCGGAUUAAACAGGGUUCGCGCACAUCCCGGAAAACUCGGAAACGUGCGGGUUAUUCCUCCAGUCAUGUAAAAAAAAAAAAACACACCUUGGAAAUGAGCAAAUAUUACUUCACGAUAUCUUGUUUUUGAAGUUUGGGUGGGAUGUUCAGCGAGCAGCAAAUGGUGACACAGUCCAUUUAGAGACAUUCUGGGGACUGUGGAGACUUCCGUGUGACCUUCUGUCAGCAGCAGCCGCUGUCAUCUCCAAGCCAAUGUCAUGGAAAAUGUCCUGGAAAAUGACUUCUUACAAAAGGUGGGAACCCUGUUGAAGGCGUGGGCCAAAUACAGGGCACAACUUGUUCUAUCUAUGACCUGCAGCGAGCUGACGGACAGGUUUCACGCGAGGUUUCUGCUCUCAGAACCGAGACACGUCGAGGACUUUCAGCGUUUUCGGUUUGUCUAGUGAGGAAAUGCAGUGUUUCUAACUACCGACCAGCAGGAGCGAGGACGCAGCCCCCUGUUGAGAGGGUCCAGAGUGUUUAAGGCGGUGUGGAAACCUGAAAUGGACUUCAGAGAGAAGGUAGCGGUAGGGUGAUAGUUCAUGUCCGUUCAUGUCUUCCCGGUUUUUCCUCCCAGUUUUGUUUUGUAAAUGGCUUUGUCAUUAAAGAUGUCAUAAUGGUUUGGUAACUGAGGUUUUUAUUACACGGCUGGAUGAGGGUUCCUCCGUCGGCGUGUCCAACUCUGUUCGCCUCUCGAAGGUUGUUCGUUUUCCGAAGCAAAAGGUCGGAAGGUGAAGCCCGACUUGAACCGAAGCUGGAAAACCUGGUAAACUGCGCGUCAGUUUUGUGGCGGAAACCAUUUUGUCUCAGCUGUUUGUGUGGCCGGACGCCCCCGUUCGAGGCCAAAAAUCCCGGUUCGUUAAAACCAGGUGAGCCAAAGGAAGGCCUGCAGAAGUCGAGACAAACCCUAGAAGUGGUUCUUAUUCGUUGCUUCUUUCUACUUUUCAGUAUUUGUGAAGUUUGAUGAAGCUUGGGAGGAUUGGCUGUUGUGUAACGGUAGAUAGAGAAGAAUAAGAACCUGGCGACUGAAGCAGCAGGUAGGACAAAUAUCUCCUCACUGUCGGGUGAGGAGAUAUUCAGCCAGCCAAUUACCCCACUCUUCCGAGCCGUCCCGGUCGCUUCUCCACCUCCUCUGCCGAUCCGGGGAGGGCUGCAGACUACCAUGUCUCCUCUGGUACAUGUGGAGUCACCAGCCGCUUCUUUUCACCUGACAGCAAGGAGUUUCACCAGGGGGACGUAGCACAUGGGAGGAUCACGCCCCCCCCCACUGAACAGGCGCUGCGACCGACCAGAGGAGGCGCUAGUGCAGCGACUAGGACACAUACCCACAUUCAGCUUCCCACCCGCAGACAUGGCCAAUUGUGUCUGUAGGGAUGCCCGAUCAAGCCGGAGGUAACACGGGGACUCGAACCGGCGAUCCCCGUGUUGGUAGGCAACGGAAUAGACCGCUACGCCGCCUGGAUGCCCGGGACAAAUAUCUGUUAAAGAAAUUCUGUUGAACUCUGGAAUCUCUGAGGCCUUUUGCAGUUCUACACACCCAUCCAUCCAUUAUCUGAGCCGCUUAUCCUGCUCUCAGGGUCGUGGGGGUGCUGGAGCCUAUCCCAGCAGUCACUGGGCAGCAGGCGGGGAGACACCCUGGACAGGCCGCCAGGCCAUCACACAGGACACACACACACACGUUCAAACCUAUGGGCAAUUUAGUACGGCUGAUCCACCUGACCUACAUGUCUUUGGACUGUGGGAGGAAACUGGAGCACCUGGAGGAAACCCACACAGACACAGGGAGAACAUGCAAACUCCACACAGAGGAUGACCCGGGACACCCCCCCCCUCCAAGGUUGGACUACCCUGGGGUUCAAACCCAGAACCUUCUUGCUGUGAGGCGACCACGCUAACCACUGCACCGCCGUGCUGCCCCCUUCUACACAGUCUGACCUGAAGAACGUUCACAUGGACAGACUUCAUACUCUGAGACGAGCUGGUCAUUUCAGCAAAACAACAAAAAUCCCGUGUUUCUUUUCACAGCGUCCUUUAAUGAAUGAUUAAUGUUCACGUUCAUAAAAAAAAAAGAAUCAUUUAAAUCUGAGAACAUUUUUACACCUUCCAAAAUCCUGCAAAUAUUAAACCUUUAAAACGUGGUGCAACGUGGCAGAAAGGCUGGUUUUUUUAAGCUCAUCCAUUUUGAGGAAUUGUUUCUUACGAUUCAGCGAUCAAUAUUCUGGAUGAUUAUCUUUUUACAAAUGUUACAA